GAGUUUCCCAACAAAGCGUGCUGUUUUCUCAAAAUAUUACCCACCAGCGCGUCGUUAUGGUGCAUGAUACAGUCAGCACGCUCUUCUUCGAUACAAACGGCAUGUUGUUUGUUGGUUCUCUAUAUGGUUGGAAUAAAUGUGCGUAAUGAAACGGGCACUGUUUACGUGUUCCAUAAAUAAACAGCGUGCCGGUUUGCCAAGUCGUAACGUCACGGCGUUCGUCAAAGGAAACGUGGACGGCGUGCGAAAGCUUAUUUCCCGGCGUCACGAAAUCAAUUUCAAACCAGCAAAAGAGAGAUCCCAUUUUCGCCUCUCAGUCUCAGUGCGCAGUUUCCUUCCCCAUACGAAGAAUUAAUUCUCCGCCGAAGCUUAUUUUGCGGGAAAACACUAGAUUUUCCCGAGAAUAUCAAUCUCCAAGAGCAAGCAAUCGAACAACAAGGUCCGAUCUAUCCGUCCGUCAUCCUCAAAUACAUUGCCGUCAGCGUACGAAUUUCGAGGUACUGUAGAGAUUCCCUUGGCAUCGAUACGAUUGUCCGUCGAAGAUCAUCGUCAGAAUUGAUCUCCCGAAACUUAUUCGCUCGGAGAGAAUUUGAGCGAUCGAGGAAAAAAAAGAUGAUGAGAAUGUGGAAAUGGUAUCAGAAUUGUUUGGCGAUACAUCCGGUGAAGACGCAGGUGAUUAGCUCCGGAGUGAUUUGGGGCUCCGGCGACAUACUUGCACAGACGAUCACUCAAAGAACAGGGAAGAAACAUCUUCGUCAAGAUGAGGACGAGAGAAAUGAGUCGAAGAAGCUCAACUGGAGAAGAGUCGCAGCUGCGAGCUUGUACGGUCUCGGAUUCGUCGGACCUUUUGGGCAUUUCUGGUACGAAGGUUUGGACCGAGUGAUAAAGACUCGGCUCCGACUCCAGCCAAAAUCCUUCAAGUUCGUCGCUGCAAAAGUUGCGCUAGACGGAUUCAUUUUCGGGCCGCUGGAUUUGCUCGUGUUUCUUUCCUACAUGGGAUUCACCACAGGGAAGAGCAAAGAAACCUCUCUGCGAGAAAAAUAA
Messenger RNA from Tarenaya hassleriana, 1044 nucleotides. RefSeq names its product PXMP2/4 family protein 2-like. The record is from RefSeq and is a predicted model, not a curated record. Bases 613 to 1044 code for a protein of 143 amino acids. The transcript has 3 exons. Gene Ontology annotation, cellular component: cytoplasm; membrane. Lineage: Eukaryota; Viridiplantae; Streptophyta; Magnoliopsida; Brassicales; Cleomaceae.